Messenger RNA from Sinocyclocheilus rhinocerous, 2270 nucleotides. RefSeq names its product deleted in malignant brain tumors 1 protein. Lineage: Eukaryota; Metazoa; Chordata; Actinopteri; Cypriniformes; Cyprinidae. The transcript is spliced from 7 exons. Bases 1 to 1485 code for a protein of 494 amino acids. Gene Ontology annotation, cellular component: membrane. The record is from RefSeq and is a predicted model, not a curated record.
AUGGGAUGUGGGGAUGCUAUAGCGGCAAAGGGUGCUGCUUAUUUCGGGCAGGGACCGCACUGGUAUCCAGUAUGGUUGGAUGAUAUCAACUGCAUUGGCAAUGAGCUCACACUCGCUGCCUGUGAGUCCAAACAAAUAGAAGAUUUCCAGUUGCAUUACAAGGAUGCUGGUGUUAUCUGUCAAUGCUGCUACAGCUUGUUUCUUAAUCUUUCAUCUGUCUGGCCAUUAGCUCUUGUUAAGCUGGUGAAUGGCACUAACUCUUGCUCUGGACGAGUUGAAGUUUUCUUUGAUGGCCAGUGGGGAACAGUGUGUGAUGAUGGCUGGGAUCAGUCAGAUGCUGCAGUGGUGUGCAGAGAGAUGGGCUGUGGGGAUGCUAUUGAGGCAAAGAGUGCUGCUUAUUUUGGACAAGGAUCUGGACUCGUAUGGCUAAGUGAUUUACAGUGUGCCAGUUACUCUACUCUGAGAAACUGUAAUUCAAAGGGAUGGGGGCAAAACAGCUGUGGACAUGAGAAGGAUGCUGGAGUUGCCUGUCAACUUAACAUCAGACUGGUGAAUGGCAUCUCCUCUUGUUCUGGACGAGUGGAGGUUUUUCGUGAUGGUCAGUGGGGAACCGUGUUUGAUGAUGGCUGGGAUCUAACAGAUGCUGCAGUGGUGUGUAGAGAGAUGGGAUGUGGAGAUGCUAUAGAGGCAAUAGGUGGUGCUUAUUUUGGACAAGGUGCAGGACAAAUAUUUAUGGGCAGUGUAAACUGUCUUGGAAAUGAGACCAUACUCAGUGCUUGUGAAUCACGUAGAAAAGGAAUGUAUGACCAUUCAAAGGAUGCUGGAGUCAUCUGUGACCCUUCUCUCAGGCUCGUUAAUGGACACAACUCUUGCUUUGGAAGAGUGGAGGUUCUUUAUAAUGGAAUAUGGGGAACAGUGUGUGAUAAUGGCUGGGAUCUAUCAGAUGCUGCAGCGGUGUGUAGAGAGAUGGGCUGUGGGGAUGUGAUCGAGGCGAAGAGCUCUGCUCAUUUCGGUCAGGGAUCAGGGCCUGUAUGGAUAAGUGAUUUACAAUGUUCUGACACUAACUCAAGACUAAGAGGUUGUCAAUCAAGUGGAUGGGGAAGAGGCACUUGUGGACAUGAGAAAGAUGCAGGAGUCAUCUGUAAGGAUAACGUUAGGCUGGUCAACAGCACCAACUCCUGUUAUGGACGAGUGGAGGUUCUUCGUGCCGGUCAGUGGGGAACAGUGUGUGAUGAUGGAUGGGAUGCAUCAGAUGCUGCAGUGGUGUGUAGACAACUGGGCUGUGGAACAGUUUUGGAAGUAAAGAAUGCGGCUUAUUUUGGAAAGGGUUCAGGACCAAUUUGGAUGAAUAAUAUAAACUGUUUUGGGAAUGAGGCUACAUUGAUGAGCUGUUCAUAUAAUGCAACUCCAAACAGAUGUGACCAUGAGAAAGAUGCCGGAGUCAUUUGUGGAUGUAAGUGCCAAUGCUUUCAUUUUAGUGAGUGAGGUAAUAUAGCAAUGUGUUUUCUUCAUGGAGACAUUGAUGACUUUUGAUUUGAUGAUUUUGGUACCAAAAAAUACCCAAAAUGCCCAUGAAAUGUCAUGCUCAAAUAUGCUGGUAACAUGUAGGCUUUAAAGAACAAUGGAUGCUCUUUAAAGCCUACAUCCACGUGAAAAAAAGUUUGUUAUACUGGUGCAUUUGAGCAAGAAAUCUAAUUUUUCACACUUUCUCACAUUCACUCAGCUGUUAAAGUCCUGUUGAGGGUUGAAGUGAAGGCUAACCUUGGAGUUGACCCAAACACUGCUGGAAUCAUAAAUAAACUUUCAGAAGAGGUAAGAGUAGUGGAACGAGUGACAUUAAGCUGUAUCUUUCACUACUUUUUGCUGUCAUCUACUGGCUGUUUGUGUUAUUAUUCUGUUCUCUGUAUUUACAUUCAUUUGAAUCUCAUAGAUUGGGAAGAAGCUACGAAUAAAUGGGACUUUCUCACUGAAAACUCAGACAGAUGGAAAUAUCUUCCAUAAGAGAAUAGGGGCUUCACCCUGAUGAAUUGGUCAUUUCUGGAAUACAGAGAAGAAAACAAGCUAACACUAUCUAAUAGGACAUUGAUUGCUUCAUCCUUCUUUCAGUCUGACCUUUGUAAAUGAAAUUAAUAAUUAUCUUACAUAUUUUUCCAUAUGACAAUGCUUUAUAUAAUAUCCUUGUAUUUUUUUUCCAAUGACGAUGUAAGCGUAAUAUUUGUGUUUAGAUACUGACAGUGUUUUGAUACUGAUAAAGUAUCUUUGUGUCACAU